AUGGCUUCUCUUGGUGGUAACAUUUUACCCCUCGGCCUUGACCUCAAAACUUCCUUUGCUGGACUGAGUGCAUUGGCACUUAGCGGCCUGCUCUUUGCCAGUAUUCUUUCUACAAAAGAAGCGGAAAGGAACGGCAACGAGGCCCCGAGCCUCCUGAAGUCUUGCUUGCUAUUCUUUUAUACCUGUUUCAUCAAGCCGCACAGUGGCGACAAGAAGGGCAACCAGCAGGAUGCCCUUGAGAGCUUCUACGAGAAGCAAGCCGGCGCUUAUGAUGCAACCAGGAAGGUUCUCUUGCAAGGUAGAGAGGACAUGCUCGCGCUUGUCGCAGCACAACUGAAGGCCAAUGACCGCCCCAGCAAGGGCGGCAAGGCCAAGCGGAUCUGGGUUGAUGUUGGUGGAGGAACGGGUUGGAACAUCGAGGCCAUGUCCAGCUUCGUCAAUGUUCCCGAGUUCUUCUCCAGUGUAUACCUUGUUGACUUCUCCCCGUCUCUCUGCGAAGUUGCCCGACAGCGGUUUGAACGCCUUGGCUGGAAUAACGUCAAGGUUGUAUGCGAGGACGCGAGGAAGUUUAGCCUCGAGGAUUAUGAAAAUGAUCUUCCGACCAACCGCAUUCCUCCGCGCUCGCCUGUCCUGAGCUACCUCUCCCAGAAGCGCGUCGAGCAUGGCGGUGCCGAUCUCGUCACCAUGUCGUAUAGCUUGUCCAUGAUCCCUGACUACUACUCUGUCGUCGACUCGCUCACUUCACUCUUGUCUCCUGACGGCGUGAUGGGUGUGGUUGACUUCUACGUCCAAUCCAAGACCGACUUCUCGUUCCGCAACUUCACAGGUGGGCUUGUCGGACGCCAUGUCAACUGGUUUCUGAGAACCUUUUGGCGCGCAUGGUUCGACAUAGACCGAGUGGGUCUCGAGGCCAGUCGUCGCGACUACCUUGAGUAUAAGUUUGGUACGGUUCUCAACAUCAACGCCCGCAACUACACUCUUGGUUGUAUUCCAUACUAUGUGUGGGUCGGUUGUCACAAGAAGCCUUUCUCCUCUACAAGUCUGCCCCACGAGAUCAUUGAGAAGAUCGAUGCUCUUGCCACAGAGUCUCCUUACCUAUUCCCUGCCAACCAGGGCGAUGCCCUUACCCGUGCAGUCGAAAGAUCGGCGCCCGAGAUCCGUUCCAAGGCCUUCAUGGCAGCGAUCCAGAAUCUGUCUGCGAACCUGCCACUGCCUUCGUUCUUCUACCAGAAACACCACUGGCGCAUCUACUACGACGACCAGCUCCAGAAGCACACCCAGUUCAACGAUGAGUACAUCUAUGCCUUCACGUGGGAAGACUCGCAGGUGGAUGAGCGCCUCCUCAGGCUCGGCUCGGACGACGUAGUGCUGGCCAUCACCAGCGCCGGUGACAACAUCCUAUCUUAUGCCAUGCAAAGCCCAGCCAGAAUCCACGCGGUUGACCUGAACCCUACGCAGAACCACCUCCUCGAGCUCAAAGUUGCAUCCUACACCGCCCUCCCCUACGAGGACUUCUGGAAGCUGUUCGGCAAGGGUAAACAUUCUGAAUUCCGUUCGCUGCUCCUCACAAAGCUCUCCCCCCAUCUGUCCAGCCGUGCGUUCCAGUACUGGCUCCAGAACGUUCAUGUCUUCGCCAACUCCAAGGGCUAUGGGCUCUACGAUACGGGCGGUUCACGUCACGCCAUCCGCGUCUUCCGCUGGAUCUCGCGCAUCUUUGGUUGCCGCGCUGCCGUCAAGGAGUUCCUUUCCACAAAGACCCUCAAUGAGCAGCGCGAGGUCUGGCUUAAUAAGAUUCGUCCCGCCCUGCUCUCGAAGCUCGUUUGCAACCUCAUCGUCAGUCAGGAAAGCUUCCUCUGGGCCGCUCUCGGUGUUCCCAAGAACCAGCUCGCCAUGAUCGAGAACGAUCACGCCGAGAGCGAGGCUGUCAAGGGGCCGAGACCGAUGGAUCGGAAGGUCCGCUCGCAUGCUAUCUGGCGUUACAUGGUAGACACUCUCGACCCUGUCGCAGAGCAGACGCAUAUCGCCGUCAACAAUCCAUACUACCAUGUUUGCAUGACUGGCGACUUCACCAAGCGCUGCCAUCCCGACUACCUCUCGGAGAAGGCCCACGCCAAGCUCUCCCGCCCCAACGCCUUUGAUGGCCUGCGCAUACACACAGAUGAGAUUGACGAGGUCAUCAAUCGUAUCAUGCCCGGUACACUGACCGUUGCUGUCGUCAUGGAUAGCAUGGACUGGUUCGACCCAGGCGCCCCGGCCGCCGCUGCACAGAUUACGAAGCUCAACCGCGCCCUCAAGAAGGGUGGCCGUGUGCUUCUCCGCUCGUCUGCGCUGAACCCGUGGUACAUCAAGGUCUUCGAGGCCCAUGGCUUCUCUCCCAAGAGAGUCGGCGCCCGUAUCGACGGAGCCUGUAUCGACAGAGUUAAUAUGUAUAAGUCAGCAUUCCUAUGCAUUAAAGUCGAGAACCUGCCACCGCCGACACCCGAGAUGGACUGUAUGGGCGGCUCUGAGAUCACCAGCCUCUCCUUGUCGAGCUAA
Molecule: messenger RNA, 2535 nt
Organism: Colletotrichum graminicola M1.001
Lineage: Eukaryota; Fungi; Ascomycota; Sordariomycetes; Glomerellales; Glomerellaceae
Exons: 3
Coding region: 1-2535 (844 amino acids)
Source: RefSeq, a predicted model, not a curated record